Messenger RNA from Apis laboriosa (Himalayan honeybee), 3340 nucleotides. RefSeq lists its product as uncharacterized. The record is from RefSeq and is a predicted model, not a curated record. Gene Ontology annotation, molecular function: DNA-binding transcription factor activity; protein dimerization activity. The transcript is spliced from 3 exons. Bases 446 to 2014 code for a protein of 522 amino acids. NCBI's taxonomy places the organism in Eukaryota, Metazoa, Arthropoda, Insecta, Hymenoptera, Apidae.
CAGUAAUAGUGUAGUGGUAGUGGCGGUGGUAACGUUAGAGGCAGCAAAGUCACAGCGGGCAGGCAGACCAGUUGGGACUUGGGACUAUCGCACGCGUGUGCGAUGAAAAAGCACGAGGCGAAUCAGUACCUUCUCGACCGUGCUCGUGUCAGGAUGUGCUUCGUUGAUUUUUGGAUUCGAAUUAACUUCGGGUGCAACGAAAUUCAAACACGGACUAUAAAAAGUGUCAAAAAGAAAGGAAGCUAGAAUAAUAGAAGGGAAACCUAAGAAACAACAGAAGAAAUUGAAGCAACAAAGAAGUCGCGAAACGUGUAAUACAUUGCCGGUAUGACUGACCGCUAUACGUGUUCGUAAGAUCUAUCUCAUGAAAAGUAAUGUAUGAACGGAGAGUGUGGUGAUCAAGACAAAGAAGAUUGUGCUUUCAUGCUUUCAAUCAUCGAUCGAUAUGGCCCAUCACAUAAUUGAAUCAGUAUCCGAAUUGUCGGCUUUAAUGAAAGUCAGUGCGACUAAUUCCGAAAGGGAUGCUGGUUUCUGUAGCGGUGGCGACGAGGACGAUAUAUCCGACCUACACUCACCAAGCUCCUCGGAAGAUAGUCUAGAGGUGCAAAUAACGCCGAUAUCAUUGAAAAACAAAAGAAAAUUGGCCGAGCCUCGAAAAAUUCAUGAGCCGAACUUAGCACCACUGAAGAAACGAAAAUUCCAACGAAUCGAGGAAGAUACCAUACCGAGCGAGGAAUCGGCUAGAAUUUUAAGAUCACCGAGCCCGUUUCGACCAUGGAGUUGCACCAACAAGAGCAUGGAUUCAAAACUUUCUUUAUCUAUUUCAGCUGCGGAAAGGUCAAAUCAAUCGUGCGUUUUCAACUUAUUAUCGAACGCAUCGUCAUCGUCUCCCAUUGUUUCAAAUCGAAUCAACCAUCACCAUCAUCAUCGUCACCGUCUCCAUCAUCAUCAUCAUCAUCAUCAUCAUCAACAUCAUUGUCACAACAACGACGAUAAGAAGAAUAACGUUCGAAAAGACAAUCUAGAUCAGGGGCACAUUUCAGAAGAUAGCGUCGCGUGUGAGAUAAAUAUAAAAGGAAAUGAUGAUUUUCAAAAACAACAGGAGUUGAAAUGCCAAGAGAAUUUAUCUGCCAGAUUACGACAGUCGACGCAAACGCGUGCCAUACGUGCUGAGAAGCGCGAGUUCCUCCGUCAAAAAUCCGAUAACACGACGAUCUCGUCUGCAAGUUCCACGGCUAUAUCGGAAACAAUAUUGUCAUCGUCUACAAUAUUAUCUCCGAUUACGCAUCUCAGAUUACAAGAAGAACCUUUGUCACUUGUAUUGAGAGGCGAUGUGGCUGCCAGGGUACCGCCGCAUCCAGCGGUAAACGGUACUUAUGAGAAAUCCUGUUCAUAUUCUAUAAAAUGUACAAACGUUUCGUCUUCGUCCUCAUCGUCUUCUCUCUCUUCCUCGUCCUCAUCAGCAGCAUCUACAACAUCAUCUUCAUCCUCCACUUCCUCAUCAUCCUCCACUUCCUCAUCAUCCUCCUCUUCCUCUCUUUUGUCUUCCCAUCCUCAGCAAGAUCAUCGGUUGUCGAGUAAUGAUAAUUCUUGCUCGACAACGGUAAUCACAUCCACGACGAUAACAACAACAGCAACCACACUGACAACGACGAUGACGAACGUUCAUAACGGUCAAACGAGGCAACACACGGUGCCGAGUCAACAGAGGAACUACAAAAAUAUGACGCGGGAAAGGAGAAUAGAAGCAAAUGCUAGAGAACGGACGAGAGUGCAUACCAUAAGCGCUGCAUUCGAUACGCUGAGACGCGCUAUUCCCGCUUAUUCGCACAAUCAGAAGUUAUCGAAGUUGUCCGUAUUAAGGAUCGCGUGUAGUUAUAUCAUGACCCUUGGUAAAAUUGUCGAUAUCCCCGAAGGCGAGACAGCGAACAGUGCUUCGUUAGGAGCUUGCGUGGACCUCGUCUCUAGAACCAUUCAAACAGAGGGAAAAAUUAGAAAGAGAAAAGAAGACUGAAUCGCAUAAGUACAUAAGUAUAGUUAGGCUUAAUUCUAACAAUACUAUAGUCUAAUGCGAUACAAUGUAUAUAUAAACAUUUAAUCAAUUAUCAUUUAAUCUGUAAAUCAUUGAAAAUUGAAUUGAUAAAUAGUCCAACUAAAUGUUGUUCAACAAAUGUUAAAUAUUUUUCCGAUCGUCUCUUUAAAAUUUUGAUGCUGAAUAAAAGAAUAUCUACAUAUGUAUGAUGUCUUUGAUGAAAAGUAUAAAAAAUAAAAGGGAGUUGACAAGAUACGAUGUAUCCAACUCGCAAAUUGAAUCAACUAAUAAUUUAUAUUAUUAUUAAUAAUUAAUUUUCAGUUUCAGAUAAAAAAGUUUUCAUUUUACUCGUUCGAAUUGUAAAUUAGAAAAUAUAUUAUUAUGUAAUAUAAACGUCUCUUAGAAAAAAAUAUCGCGAUAUUGAAUCAUCAAUUGAGCAAGAUAUAUUAAAAAAAUGCAUAAGAAUCUGAACUGAUUCCGCAAUAUUGAAAAUGUAAUUUUCCACAUUUCUUCGACAAAACAUGACAAAGCAUAUGUAUGUACGCAUAAUAUGGUUGUCGAUCAAAGAUAUCAGUUAUUAUGCGAUUAAAUGUACAAUUCGAACGCGUAAUCGUAAUAUUUUAUAUCGUUAAGUUAUUUUGAGUCUAUUUAUACUCAUAUUUACCUUUAUCAAAAUUCGAAUAACAGAAAUAAAAUUUUUGAUAAAUUUUAUUGAUGAAGAUAAUAUUUCAUAUCCUCUUUGUGUUCUUGAGAGUUACAACAAGAAUUUGGCGAUUCACCAAUAAAAAUGCAACAAUAUGCUGCAUUCUCGAUUAAAUUGAUCAAUGAAAUUCAUUUAAUCUUUUUAAUUCUUUUAUCUUUCUGCCUUACGUUCUCACAAAAAAGAAAUUUAAUUUUAAUAUAUCUAUGAAAAAAUUCUAUUCAUUAUCAUUAAUAUUUUAUGAUUGUUUCUGAUGAAAAUAAAAAUUUGAUUAGAUAUUGAAUAGAUCGAAUAAAUAAAAUUCGAAUAAUUCAAUUAUAAAUUCGAAUAGAAAGAAACGAAUUAAAAAUAUACGUCAACGUUCGAUUAUCGUAUACAUACUUCCAACAGAAAAAGGAAUCACGCGUACACCUGCUAAGAAACAGAAGCAGGUGCAUCUUAGUAUCGCUUCAUUUUUGGAGAUUACUCGAGACAAAUAAUAAUCACCUGCUCCUUGUGUCAUAUAUAGCAUAAGAAAAAAUUCAUGAACAACAAAAUCGGUAAUAAAAAAAAAUUUUGUUUUAAUUCUGAUAUUUUUUCUUUUCUCGGAUAAAAAAAUUUUAGAUGAU